ACAUUUUGGAGUAAUAUUGAGUGUUGUGUAUUUUGGAGUUUAAAUUAUUAAAAAACAACAAGUGUUUAUGUGCUUUUAAAAGGAUAACUAUUUAUUUAUUUAAUUUUUUUUUUUUUUGGUGAUACUAUGAAAUUAUAGUAGAAUAUAUAUAGAUAAACUAAUAGAUGGAUUAAAUAUUGUUAAUGUCAGACAAAGACAGUUUAACUUAGUGGUGAUAAUAUUUGCGCAGGCGCAAAACUCAAAAGGUAUUUGUAAGCGCGUGCGUUGAAACUAAGGAAAAACCAGUGGACGGUCGUGUCGCAUCGAGCAAUGAUGCUCGUCGAUUGAUCAUCGAUCAUCGAUCCCAUAUUGUUUAUUAAUUACAUAUCUCCCACCUUCUUUUUUUUUUUCUUUUUAAUUUCUUAUUUAUUUAAAACAACUAGCGUCAUUGUAAUCGUCAUCAACAACUUAUCAUUCGUCUAUCAGUGUUGUUUGUGUUGUUAGCUGUUAUUGUUAUUGUGUUGUGUUAUUAUAUAUUUUUUUUUUUUUUGAUAAUUAUAUUUGUGUCAUAAAACAAUCUGUCAAAUUAUAAUGAUUAUUUGAAAAUUGGAUUAUAUUAAUCUACACAAAUAAAGACUGAUAGAAAAAAUUUAACUAGUGCUCGAAAUUUAAGUGUUAUGGUGAACAAAUUAAUAAAAUUACUAUUAUUUAAUAUUUAGAAAAAUUUAAUAGUAAAUUUUAUAAUUAUUAUUUAUAUUAUUAUUUACUGAAAGUAUAAUCACAAUUGCUCAUUUUUAUAUAAAUUUAAUUUCGUUGUAUAUACUGUACGAGGUGAAAACAUUGACGAUCGAAAAAAAAUUUCAUAUGUGAUUGUAUGUAUUUUCAUGUACAAGGAAUAUAAAGUAUAAUUUUAAAACGUGGGUUUUGAGUGUAAUAAGAGGUACACGGAUUAAUUUAAAAAAAAAAAAAAAAAAAUGGGUAAUCAUCCGUCCGCCCACCAGCCACUCGAAAGAGCAACAAGCCACACUGGAAAUGGCCUUCGAUUAUCGAAACGUGAAAGAUCACCUGGUAAACGAAUGGAUCGUUUAAGACGAAGUUUCAGGGAUAGUUUUAGAAGGAGAAAAGACACACAUGUACCAGAAUCAAGUAAACCACAUCAAUGGCAUGCUGAUGAAAAUGCUGUAAAAUCAGCAACAUGUGCAUUUCACGUCAAGUAUUUGGGAUGUGUGGAGGUUUUCGAAUCGAGGGGAAUGCAGGUGUGCGAAGAAGCACUGAAAGUUCUACGGAAUUCACGAAGAAGACCAGUAAGAGCUGUACUUCAUGUAUCGGGUGAUGGUUUACGAGUUGUUGAGGAUGAAACAAAGGGUCUUAUUGUCGAUCAAACUAUUGAAAAAGUAUCAUUUUGUGCACCAGAUAGAAAUCAUGAUAAAGGAUUUAGUUAUAUAUGCAGAGAUGGUACAACAAGAAGGUGGAUGUGUCAUGGUUUUUUGGCACUUAAAGAAUCGGGAGAAAGGCUGAGUCAUGCUGUGGGAUGUGCAUUUGCUGCUUGUUUAGAACGCAAGCAACGUAGAGAUAAAGAAUGUGGUGUUACAAUGACAUUUGAUUCAAAAACAUCAACAUUUACAAGAAGUGGAAGUUUUAGACAGCCAAGUUUAACUGAAAGAUUACAAGAUACACGUGAACGUGCAAUUGAUGUACCACCAAUAAAACAAGUACAUAAUCCAUUUGCAAUUGAAAGACCACAUGCAACCCCAUCGAUGCUGGAACGUCAGGGUUCAUUUCGUGGUUUUAAUCAACUUAAUCAAGCAUCACCAUUUAAACGUCAGCUUAGUCUUCGAAUAAAUGAUCUUCCAAGUAAUUUGGAACGUACACGUAGUCAUAGUCUUGAACCAACAGAUAAUUCACGUUUACCACAAGGAUUAUCAUACAUUAAACCACCAGCAAACUAUUAUGGAUAUGGCGAAGUGAGUCCAAUACCGGAAAUAUCACCAAGUGGACAUGACAGUGUAUCUGCAAUGUGCCAACAACUAUCACGUGGAUUAUCUCUUUUAUCUAAAACAGAUGAUUUUGUACCAAUUCCAUCAGUAUCAGCAAAUAACAAUGUCACCAAACAAUUAUUUCCAAAUACAAUUCAUGAAAUGACAAACAGUAAUUCACUUGAUGAUAUUCAAAUGCACAGUGGAUUAACUAGUUUAAAUAAUAACAAUAAUAAUAUUAAUAAUAAUAACAAUAAAAAUAAUAUAAAAAAUGUAAAUAAUAAUAAUAAUGAUGAUGAUAAUGAAGAGCGUAAUAAUAAUUUAAAUACAACAUCACAAGUUGAAGUAACAUGGCAAGAUUCGAAAUCUCCAGUAUUAACAAAAAAUAUUAAAUUAACACCAGUUAUGGAUAAACGUAAUUUAUUUGUAACAACAACAACACCACCAACAACAACAACAAUAACAACAACAACACCAACACCAAAUUCAAUGAGAAAAUCAUUGAAUAAUACAAUUGUUGGUGGUGGUUAUGCAACACCGACAAUUGGUGGACCAGCAUUUAGUACAACAUCAUCAACAUCAUCAUUAAAUAGUAGUCGUUCACCAAUGCAAAUAUCACCAAAUAUAACUGGUUCAACGACAAUGAAUAAAAACACAUUGUCUGAUGUUAAUAAUAUUGAUAAAUUAAUUGCUAAUACAGAACAUAUUUAUUCAACAAAUUUACCAAAACCAGAACAAUGGCUUGGUAGUAUAACUGGUUCAGUUGGACCAUCACCAACACCGCCAACAUCAUCAUCACCAACUCCAUCAUUAACAUCAAUAACACAAACACCAAUAAGAAAACCACCACCACCACUUCAUGCACGUACAAAUUCACUUGGUUCAUCUAUUAAUAGUGCAACAAAUGGUGCUCGUCCAACUGAUCCAUUUGAUGCUGAAUGGGCUGAAAUUGCUGCUAGAAAUUUACGUCAAUCUAAUGCAACAAAUCCAUUCAUUGUAUCAAAUACAACACAGGCCUUUCAGGUGCAAUUGUAGCGUCAAUAAUUUUUAAAUAGCAUUGAUUAUUUUUACUAAAAAAAAAAAAAAACAAUUUAAUAUACUUAAAAAAUUGAUGUAUUAACUAUUUUUAAAUUAUUUUAAAGAAACACAAAUUUUAAUUAAUUAAUAAUAUUAAUUUGAGAACAAAAAGUUAUAUGAAAGAAAAAAAAAAGAAUCAAACUUAAAAAAAUAUGGCACAAAUGUGGUUAAAUAAAUUUGAACUAGUCCUUAGACGAAAAAAACAAUAUUAAAAAUUAAAAAAAAAAAAGAAAACAUAAAGAUAAUAAUAAAUAAUAAAUGAGCAAAGCUACUUAAAUGCCAUAAAAUUAAAAAUAAGUAAGCUAUUUUAAUUUAUUUUUAUUGCUGUAAUAUCUUUUCUUUGCAGAUAAUUUGUUGCUCAUAAAAAAAUUAUUAUAAAUUAAAUUAUUGAAUGUAUAUAAAAAAAAUUGUGACCAACUGCUUUAAUAUAUUACUGCACUUAAUACGCCGCAUUUAUAUAAUGAUAAUAAUGUUAAAUAAUAUGUCGUAUAACGAAAUGAAAACAAAUUGAUGAACAUUCAGGGCCGGGACAUUUUACUUUUUUUUACAAAAUAAUAAUUGGCAAUGUGUGUUGUCAAUAAAUCAUUCUAUGUUGGUCACUAUUAAUCUACAAAAAAUUAAAACUGAUGAUGUACUUAGGCUUCCUUUGAUGUUGAUCCGCAAAAUAAAUAAAUUGAUGUGAACAAUGUAAUAGGUAACUCAUACGAAUGUGAUGGAUUAACGUAUGAAAAGAUGAGAAGAUACUCAAUUUAAUCGACAAAAUAGUUAUUAUACAAUGCAGUAUUUCAUUGGGUCGUUUCGAUACGAGUAUCUUAUUUUAUUAAACGUUGAGCUGAUUGUUAUAUUUAAUAAAAGAAAAUAAAUAAAUAUAUAAAUAAAUUAAUAUUAAUUAACAACAUUGCAUCGUAGUAUAAAACAGUAUUGCGUUAUGCAGCUUUGUACCUCGACAAAAUCAAACAAAAAACAAAGCACAAAAUAAAACAAAAAUGUACUAGCGUUGCACUUAAUUUGACGAUUAUUUUAAAAUAUAAAUUAACUAAUCAAAAUGAUAAUUCACAAUAUAUAUUAGAUAAAAAAAAAAAAGACAAAAAUUUUUACUGUUUAUUGUGAAAUGAUUGUUAAUUUUUUUUAAAUUAAAUUUUUAAUUAAAAAUAUAUAAAUAUAAAUUAAUUGAAAAAUUUGGAAACGAUUUAAAAAUUGUAUUUUUUAUUAUUAUUAUAUUUUUUAUUUUUUUUUUCUUUCUAGAUUCAAUUUUUAUCGAUUCCUUAUUUUUCUUAUGUAAAUAGAGUAGUUAAUUAAUUAUUAUAAUUCAUUGUAAAUUAUCGGGUGGAGAAUAUGAUUGAGAAAGAGAUAAAAAAAAUUAGGAAAAAGUUAAAUUAACGUUGAUAGAAGAUUGAAGAUUUAUUUGAUAAAAUGUAUUUUGUAAAAAUGUAGAUUUGGUACUUAACUAACUUUUACGUUUUCACUUGAUUAUUAUUUUUUGGUUACGUAUAAUAUGUUCGUAUUUUGGUGUCUACGAAAAUAUGUAUAUAUAUAAAUAUAAUAAUUUAUCUAAUGGUGUUGGAAUAUAUUUUCAAAUUCUGUACAAAUUUUUAUUCAUUAAAUGUAAUUUACAAUAUCAAUUUACUCAUUAUGUUCUAAUUAUUAUUUUAUUUUUCUUUUAAAAACCAUUAUUUAAUUAUUAAUGUGUAAAUUUUAUUGGCCAGUGUGAAAGAUAAUUAAUUACGGUUAUUAUAUCGCAGUGAUAACAUAUAAUUGAUUGUCAAUAUAUGGUUGAUAAUACAUAUAAAAUUUGUUGUAAUUAUUGAAAAAUUGAAAAAGGAAAAUAAAAAAAAAUUACAAAUUGAUAAAAUUGGAUUACACGAUAUUUUUAUUAUUUAAUUUUUAUAAGAUAUAUUAGGUAUGGAAAAAAAGCGUUUUAAAACAAUAAAUACCUCUUUGCUCACAGGAUUAUAUAGAACAGGCAAAGGGGUAUUUUUAUUCAUUUCUAGUUCACCUCUUCUGUUACCUGUUCUCUUGAUAUUGCAAAAUCAAAUUUUACUUUUGUGAAAUCAUAUAGAAAAAAAAUAGAGGGCAGACUAAUUUUUUCACAGGAUUAUAGAACAGGCAAAGAGGUAUUUUUAUUCAUUUCUAGUUUAUCUCUUCUGUUACCUGCUCUCCUGAUAUUUCAAAAAUAAAUUUUAUUUUCGUAAAAUCAAUUAAAAAAAAAAUAGAGGGCAGAAUAAUUUUUUCACAGGAUUAUAGAACAGUUGAAGAGGUAUUUUAUUUCAUUUCUACUUAACCUCCUCUCUUACCUGUUCUCCUGAUAUUUCAAAAAUAAAUUUUAUUUUCGUGAAAUCAAUUAGAAAAAAAAUAGAGGGCAGAUUAAUUUUUUCACAGGAUUAUAAAACAGUUGAAGAGGUAUUUUAUUUCAUUUCUAGUUCACCUCUUAACUUACCUGUUCUCCUGAUAUUUCAAAAAUAAAUUUUAUUUUCGUGAAAUCAUAUAGAAAAAAAAUAGAGGGCAGAUUAAUUUUUUCACAGGAUUAUAGAACAGGCAAAGAGGUAUUUUAUUUUAUUUCUAGUUCACCUCUUCUCUUCCCUGUUCUUCUGAUAUUUCAAAAAUAAAUUUUAUUUCUUUGAAAGAAAAUAGAAAAAAUUAAAAAAAAAAAAAAUACUGUAUAAUCAGGAUUAUAGAAUGAGACAAGAGGUACAAUUUUACAAUUCAUAGUUCACCUCCAGCCAUUCCUGUUUCUUAGAUAUGUCUUGACUCUUGAGAUCAACAACUCUUGCUGAAAGCAUGUUUCCAAAUGCUACUAUUGUCGAUGCGAGAUAAACAUCUGUAAAUUAUUGUUGCAAAUUAUAGAUGAACAAAUUACAUCCAUCUUUAAUUUGUUUGCUACAAGUGUUGAUAAAUAAAAAUAUUAUUGUACAAUUGUAUAAAACACUUGAACUAAAACUUUUAAUUCUAUUAAUUUCCAAAAUAUUAUUUAUUAAUUUUUUUCAAUUAACCACAGCGCAUACACACACAUACACAUACACACUUUUUCAUUCACAUGACAAUUCUUUUUCAUUUUUGUGUUUACAUUAUCAAUAUUUGUUUUUUGCAUUUAAACAUUAUUAUAUUUAUUAUUCUAUAUUUUUUUGGCUACAUUGAUAAUUUAUUUUUUUUUAUAUAUAAAGUUUUGUUUAUUUUUUUUUUCUGUUAUUUUCGUUAUUAUAUUUCAUUAAUUUGCAUAUCAAUUAUCUCGAUUCACUUAUGUUUCUGCUAUGCAUUUUCUCCAAUAUCACUUGUCACCACAUUGUGACAUGCACACAAAUGAUUCAUCUAUUCUCUCAUUGCAAUUUAUCAAAUAUUUAUAUUCUCACAAACGAGAUAUAAAUAAUAAAAAGAAAUAAUAAUAAUAAGUUUAUAACAAUCAAUGGUUGUUGCAUUUUAUUAAAUAACAAAUUUACUAAUGUCAAAUAAAAUUGUAAAUUGCAAAUAAAAAAACAAAGAAAAAUAAUAAUAAUUAAUAAAAAGCCAACAAAAUAAAUAUAGUUAUUUUUCUUUUUUUAUCUUAUGUAGUUUGAUUUGAAAAAAAAAAAAAAAAAAAUAUUAAUAUUAUGAAUUAAGAUUUAUUAUAAGUACUUGAUAAAACAUAAAACAAUUGCGUUUAAUAGUUAACAAAAUUGCAUUUUAUACAAUAAGUAUUAACAAUAAUUUAAAAAAAAAAAAAAAAAGAAAACAAAUUGUGAUGACUGCACAUAUUUAAUAAUAAUAUAUUUAAAUAUGUCUGUGCGUGUAAAUUGCGUGCUUGACUCUUUUUUAUUUGUAAAUUAAUGGCAUGUCUCAUUUAUUUUUAAUUAAAAAAAUAUUGUUUUCUUUUUUUUUUUUAUGUUUUUUUUUACAUAGCAUUGAAUUGUAAGUACAUUUGUUAAUAAUUCUUAAGAAGAGACACGUCUUUGGUAUCUUACUCUCAGAGUCUUUUUAUAACAAUAUUUAAAAAAAAAAAAAAGAAAAAAAAAAGUGCAAUGACUCCAAAAAAAAAAAAUUGAACUAGCUGAACUUUAAACAGUUCUUUGACUGAUACUUGACAAAUAUGUUUAUAUGCAUGACACGUACAAAGACGGUAACUUGAGAAAAAAAAAAAUUAAAAAAAAAAAAAAGAACAAUGUCAAUAAACAAAUUCUUUUUUGCUUCUCCUUAAAAAUUAAACAUCAGCAUUUGGCGUAUAUAUUUAUAAAAAUAUAUAUUAUUUAUAAAAAAAAAAAAAAAUAAUAUUAAAUGAACAUAAAUAAGAGUAGAACAAUAUUGUACGAGCAAAUAUAAGAAGAAAAAAAAGCGAGGAAAAAUCGUGAGGCGGUUCGUCGAUCAACUUUUCUUUAAGUUGUAUAUACUAGGUAAAUAAGUGGUUUUUUAUUUUUUAAAAUUUAUUUACUAAUAAGUAAAGGCGAUCAACGUUGCAGGCAUCCUCUUCGAUCGUCCAUCGUGUACAAAUAUUUUUUUAAACGUGAAUGCAAGUGUACGUGUGUGUUUUAAAAAAAAAAAAAUUGUUUAAUUGAAAAUGGAUAAUAAUAAUGGAAAAGGAGUAUUAAUUUUUGUAUAAAAAAUUAAAGGAUAAAUGACAAGGAUGUGUACUUAAAUUGCAAAACAAUCGAAAAAAAAAAAAAAACAAAAUGAAUAAUUUGAAGCAUUUGCAGUUAUACUUUUUUAGACUCAUUCAAUGAGUACAUUAUUAACUAUGAAAAACAUAAUAAAAACAAAAAGAAAAAAAAAUUAAAUAUCUAUAAACAACGAAAAAAAGAAAAAAACUAAUUUCAUUUUUCAUCUGCACAUUAUUUAAAUAGCAUUUUAUGCUUUUAAAAAAAAAACGAAAAAAAAAAAACUGUUUUUCGUGCAAGAAAAAUUGAAAAAUAAUUGACAAAUUUUUUUUUUGUUUUCCAUACAUAAAAAAAAAAAAAAAAAAUUUGAUAAAAAUAAACGUCAGUCAAAGACAUAUGAUACAUACAUGUCAUUCAAUAUAUACCAAUAUUUUUUUUUCACUUUUUGUCCAUUUUUGAAACCACAUGAUUUUAAUGAUGCGGUUUAAAAUUUUUAAUACAUGAUCAUAUUUUUAUUUUUUUUAAUCCAUAUUUACCCUCGAACAUAUAAUAAUAUAUACACAUAAAUUCGCGUCGACUAAAUGUUCAGCGUUUAAUUCCCUCCUAGCAACCCCUUAAUAAAAAAAAAAAAAAAAAAAAAUCCCUUUAUUUCU
Messenger RNA from Aphidius gifuensis, 8247 nucleotides. It is a transcript of the gene numb, whose product is annotated as protein numb. Bases 954 to 2990 code for a protein of 678 amino acids. Lineage: Eukaryota; Metazoa; Arthropoda; Insecta; Hymenoptera; Braconidae. The transcript is spliced from 8 exons. The record is from RefSeq and is a predicted model, not a curated record.